AUCUAAUAAAAAAACCAGACACCUUGUUGGAUUCUCCUAACAACACAAUAAAGACAGAGAGAGAAUCAGACACACAGAGAGAGAAGAACAAGAGAUGGAGAAUACUCUAUUCGAUGAACUCUUACAAGAAAUUUUCCAAAAACUUCCAUCAUCAUCUUCAUCUUCUUCAUCAAUCUCUCUGGUUUCCAAACGGUGGCUUCAUCUCUACCGAUCAUCAAAAACCUCUCUUUCCCUUCGUUUCAACAACCAUCAUCACUUCCCUUCCUUCAUCUCUCUCCUCACUCAACACCCUUCUCUCUCUUCUCUCUCUCUCAUCCUCCUUUCAUCUUCAAAAACAACAACACCCCUUUUUCUCUCUGCAAUUUCAUCUUCUUCUUUCUCUUCCAAACUUCUCUCUCUCAAAUUCAUAGCUUCCCCUGUUCCUCUCUCUUCCAUCAUAUCUCUCUCUAACUCAUGCACCCAAUUGAGCUCUCUUUCUAUUACUGUCUCAAGACCUGUUUUUUUCAACUGGGUUUUGCUUUUUCCUUGUCUAAAAGAACUUUCAAUAGUUUUGUCUUAUAUUGAUGAUCAAGAUUCUUCUUUUUCUGAUUUUGAUUCUGAAGAACUGAUUUUUCAAAAUGGGGUUUUUGAUAAGGAAAUUAUUGGUUUAGAGAGUCUUUGUUUCAAGGGUAUUCGAGGCGAUGAUUGGGGGAUUGAUUGGCUAUGGAAGAGAUGCAAAAACCUUAAGAAAUUGAAGCUACUUAGUUGCCAAGGAAUUGGUGGUUCUUACUCAUCUUUUGUUCAAUGUUUGCAGGAAAUUCAACAAAUUGAGCUAAAAACUUGUAGAAGUAUUGUUGAUGGUGUUUUGUUAAAACUUGCACAACAUUGUAUCAAUUUGGAAUCACUUUUGGUUCAUGAUGGUGGUAGCAGAGAGGGUUUGCUACAUUUCAUUUCUAAUUGCAAUUCUAAUAAUUUGCAUAAACUCGAUUUUCGCUUACCUAUGGACUUAGAAAACAAUCAUCUUUUUGCUAUGUCUUUAAAUUUUAGAGGCCUUUCAAUUCUUAGGCUUCAAAGUUGUUGUCUUGUAACUGGUGAAGGGCUUAAGGCUCUUGGUGAGGCAGUGAACAAUGGUCUUCAAGAAUUAGCACUCAUAAAUUGUGAUGUUGUUGAGAGGGAAAAAGGGUUGAUUGCAACUUUAGGACAACAAUUGAGACAAUUGAGGAAACUUGAUUUGUCUUAUAAUGAAAUGUUGUUUGAUAAGGAUUUUGUUUCAAUGAUAGUUUCUUGUGUUUAUUUGGUGGAUUUGAAGGUUAGAGGGUGCAAAGGAUUAACUAGUUGUGCUUUGGUUACUAUGGUUAGGAGCUGCAAGAGACUCGAAAAUGUUGACAUUAUGCAAUGUUUGGGGAUAGAAUAUGAGGCUAUUGAAGUGUUUGUUAAGAAUUGUUCAUGUUUGAGAAGAUUGGAGGUUGAGGGAACUAAACUCACCGAUGCUGCAAAAAUGUGGGCAUCAAAUAAAUUUAUUGAACUUGUUUAAUUUAAUCGCGAUUCUACAUUGUGGUCGCGGCUGCAGAUAUACAGAUAACCUAACCUUUAUAUUAUAGUCAAUGCGGCCAUAAUUGUGAUCGUAAUGUUGUUCUAGAGACCUAAAAAUCUUGUGUUGCACCUGCAAUUAUGGUGCAGACCGCAAUUUAAAUCAUGUGUAUAUUUAUUGUGAACUCUGGAAAUAAAAGGAUUUGGAUCCUCUCGAUCCUGUGCAAAUCUCGACCAUUGAUUUCAAUUUACUGUAACAAUCAACGAUCAGGUCAGCGCGGAAUAAGAAACAUGAGGAGAAUGGCAGGAGACAAUCUGGAUUUGAAACAAAAUGCUAUACUACACCAUACUCACAAUUGUUGUAUAUUUACAUUUUUUGUAUAUUUAUUGUGAAGUUUGAAAUAAAUUUGUAUACUACAUCAUACUCACAAUUGCUGUAUAUUUACUUUUUUGUAUAUUUAUUGUGAAGUUUAAAAUAAACUGGCAUACAUCAUGCUCACAAGUCACAAUUGAUGUGUUUUAUAUUUAGAUUUCUGUAACUUAUAAUUGGAACAUGAAUUUAUGUUCAGUAAAUAUUGAAGUAAGUUAUUUUUGUACAUAGACUUUCAUUUCA
Molecule: messenger RNA, 2122 nt
Organism: Trifolium pratense (red clover)
Lineage: Eukaryota; Viridiplantae; Streptophyta; Magnoliopsida; Fabales; Fabaceae
Product: dynein regulatory complex subunit 6
Exons: 1
Coding region: 95-1513 (472 amino acids)
Biological process (GO): SCF-dependent proteasomal ubiquitin-dependent protein catabolic process
Cellular component (GO): SCF ubiquitin ligase complex
Source: RefSeq, a predicted model, not a curated record